Messenger RNA from Diabrotica balteata, 5033 nucleotides. Lineage: Eukaryota; Metazoa; Arthropoda; Insecta; Coleoptera; Chrysomelidae. The record is from the annotation of a GenBank genome assembly.
AUGGCGAGAAAAGGUGACACCAUACGAAGCAUCAAUGUAUCCGUUGUGGGAUUAUCCGGAGUGGAGAAGGACAAAGGACAUGCAGGCGUCGGUAAAUCCUGUUUCUGCAACCGUUUCAUGCGACCCCACGCCGAGGACUACAACGUCGACCACAUUUCCGUACUAAGUCAGACCGACUUCAGUGGGAGAGUCGUCAACAAUGACCACUUUCUGUAUUGGGGCGAGGUAAUUAAGACGUCAGAGGAAGGAGUCGAUUAUCAGUUCAGCGUAAUCGAACAGACUGAGUUCAUCGACGAUUCUUCAUUUCAACCCUUCAAAGGAGGUAAGAUGGAGCCGUACGUCAAACGUUGCGCCUCCACUAAAAUAACUUCAGCUGAAAAGCUAAUGUAUAUUUGUAAGAAUCAGUUAGGUAUAGAGAAAGAAUACGAGCAGAGAAUUCUGCCCGAUGGUAAAUUGAAUAUCGAUGGUUUUGUAUGUGUUUUCGAUGUAAGCAUUGUGCCAAGUAGGAGUAUUGAGAAGCAGGUCGAAUUCGCAGCUGCUAUUCUAAAUAACUUGUUAAAAACUAAAAAACCAAUAGUAUUUGUAACAACUAAAAAUGACGAUGCCAAUGAUAUGUACAUUAGAGAAGCUCAUAAGUUAAUAUCUAGAAGCGAAUAUAAAAAUAGUAUACCUGUAGUGGAAACUUCGGCACACGAUAGUGUCAAUAUUGACGUUUGUUUCAUGUUGCUCGCCCAGAUAAUCGAUAAAACUAAAGUUAGGUCUAAAAUACCAUCUUACAGCGAAGCUUCUUUAUCCAAAAAGGAGCUUAUGGAUGCUGCCAGUGAAGCUUUCAUGAGACUUAUCAGAGUACAUGUUACUGAUUGUCACGCAAUGUGGUCCCAGACAGUUAAGAAAUUAAAUUCACACAAGGAAUGGAUACAUUUCGUGCAGUUAUUCGGAUUGGAUGGUACACAAAGACUGUUUCGAAGACAUAUUAAAAAAUUAAAAGACGAGCAGCUUGCUAAGCAAAUAGCGCACUAUAUGGAAAUGUUGCCGGAUGUUCUACACGAACUAAUUACAGGAUUUAACACUCUGUCCGACAUGGAUUGGCCUUCUAUACAACAGUAUCUCAAGUCUCAUCCGAACUUUUCUCAAUAUUUCUUUGAGCGUCCCGAAGAUUUACCUUGGUCAGAAUGUUUGGACGACAACGAAGAAACUAGAAUACCCUUCGAUGUAUUGGAGACAAGCGAAGCUGAAACGGUGUUUAAGAAUUACGUCAAUGUUUUGCAACAGGAGCAGAAACGUUUGGAGUGGAAGAAACAGUUCAAACAGUUACUUGAAGAUACCGGUUACGUAACUCCGGGUAAGAAUCUGUCCGAAGUACGAGUAUUGUUUAUGGGUAGAGAAUGUUUUGAGGCUCUAUCUGAACAUGACUGCCAGAAAAUAUAUGAUACACAUCAAAGAGAAAUCAUCGAGAAUGCUAAACAUAAUUUUCAAGAACUGUUACUGGAACAUGCAGAUCUGUUUUAUCACUUUAAAAGUAUCGCGCCUACAGGAACUAUUACUCAAGACGAUAUUAAAGAAAUCACCGAUGUUUUACAAGAAGAUUUUAGAUAUAAGAUAUUAGACAGGCUCGACCAAGACAGAAAACUCACUCUUUUCCAACAUUUAGGCUUUAUACAUUUCCCUAUUAGAGAACACUGUCCAGCUUUUCCUAAUUGUCAAGAUGCCCUUAUAGAACGUAUUCUAGCGACCAAAACCCACCGACCAACCUCUUGGAACAAUAGCAAUCAGUGGUUGAUUAGUUCUGAGAACAAUCAACUUAACCUCCUCAUUCUAGGACUGAAUAAUUUGGCCGAUAAUUUAGCUAGUAAGAUUAGGAAACAAUGUGAUGACGAUGAAUACGAAAUAGAUUGCCAAUUUUAUAAUUUAGACUAUCGAGUUAUAAAUGGGGAUGUUAGUUUGCCUCACAAUUCCUUUAGGACUUCGGAUUUUAUACCUCACGGUAGUUUUUGUGUAUAUAACAACGCGCAGUCUUUUGAAUAUAUACGAGAAAGUUUGGAGAAGAAGUUACUUUCUAAUUUAGAACAGGACGAUAAAUUACCUUUCCAAGGCUUACCGAUCGUCUUGAUGUUCUUGCAAGAUUCUUCCAUUGACGAAAAGGAAGUGUUGAGGCUAAGAGAAGACGGUCAAAAUCUUGCCGACAAUUUACAAUGUCCCUUUAUGGAUAUUUGUUUAGAGCAAACCACAGAAGAACAACUUGUUCACGAUUCUCUUCAUCAGCUAAUGCAGAGCAUUCACCAUCGCGCAGGCUUCUUAAAUAUCAAUCAAUCUGUCAUUGAAUGCGUUGAGCCUGAUAUUAGAAUUAUUAUGUGCAUGUUCUGUGGCGAUCCGUACUCUAUAGAAAACAUUCUAGGUCCUCUUUUAUCACAUCAAGUAUGUUUCUUGUCGUCGUCACACAGUAUCAUAUUGGAGACAUUUUUGGGCGAUUCCAAGAGAAAAGUAGAAGUAAUAAUAUCAUCUUUUCACGGUGCUAAUGCUUUUAGAGAUGAACUGGUUCAUGGCUUUAUUUUAGUUUACUCCACCAAGAGAAAAGCUUCGUUAGCGACACUAAAUGCUUUCUCUAUGAACAUUCCCAAUUUGCCCAUUCAGAUAUUAGCGGUUACUGAUGAUGGAGGAGCAACGGCGUUUUUUAACGACGAUUUGAGCCAGUUACUCAUCACAGAAGGCAAUUCUACAGCAGAUAGGUUGCAUGCACAUUUUAUGACGUCCUCUAGUUCGAUGCAGCAUAAAACGGCCUUUUUUACGCCAUUUUUUAAAGAAGUUUGGGAAAAGAAACCGGAAAUUGAACAAGCUUUCCACAUGGAAGAGCCGUCUGGAUUAGACAGCGGCGAGGGUACUUUAGAAAGAUCGAAAAGUCAAAGACAUGGACAUCCUUUGCCUCCUCCAAGGCACGAGAGUUACUAUUUAAAAUUGAACGAUGGCAGCGAAAGCGAAAACUUUGAACUCAGUGGCCCAGACGAGAGACUUAGUUCCAGUGAUCAUAGUGAUAAAUUCUCAAGUGUUUAUAUGUACGGAAGCGAAGGUAGCGAGAAAAAGAGAAGUAUGCAUUCCGGUUUCCACGUGUAUCCACCACCUGCGACACCACCAGAGCCCGCGCCUCCAGACAAUAUACUCAACGUAAGACAUUCCAAGAAACCAUUACUGUCCACAUCUCAAACUAGUUUAGAAGAGGCUCCCUACGGAGAUCAUCCAAUGUCUAUUCCCGGAAGCGCUUGGAAUAGUUAUCAGCAGCACGCAUUUACUACGGGUCGUAGACACAUUCCAGUAUCUAAAUCUCGUUCAAAAGGUAUUUCACAGACUUUAAAACAGCCGGGUAAACUGAAUAUGAAAAAUUAUUCCGCUGUGACGGAAGCCAUAGCUAGAAUGAACGUGUCUGAUAUGUCUUCACCCAAUUUCGGUAACGCCCCUCUCGCCACUCCGGAAGCUGUGGACUUAGGUUGUGAAUAUGCUCAAGUUAAGGAUCUUGUUCAUAACAUAUAUCCGGGCCAGAGCCCUGAAUAUAUGUACACCAUGGUACAAGACGCCAUUAAUACCAAAUCAAAGUUGAGACAAAGAAGAGAGAAAGGCCAACCAUCUUACUCUGACACAGAUAGCGAAUGGAGUAGUUUAGAAAGAAGGCAGCGCGCCAGUGAAAUCUACUCGAAGGUUAGUAGAAAAGGUGGCACCCAUAAAAGACAACGAAAGAAAAGAACCGCCAUACCGGUACAACCCCCACGAGUACCACAACUCGGUUCGUUCACGCUUCCAUCCGUACAUACCCCGGUGUCAGACGUCGAUAACGAGAAAGUUGCCUUGGCUACCGAUUCCAAUUCAGAGUCAACGGACGGCAGCGAGCCCGAGCAGUUUCCUCCGCCAACUAGCUCUGACAUUCGUAUGAGAUUCUCUCAAAAGCGGUCUCUUAGUUUAAAGAAAAGAAUGCCAGAAGCUGCCAAUACUCAUCACUUUAAUAUUCAGCUGAAUUCGAUGGAUAUGUAUCAAAGUCAAGGUUUACUACACGAUGAUGAAUCUAGUUUAGACGUUUCUUCUCCUAGAGAUAACAAUUCCCCGAUGUUCGGAGUGUUGCCUAAGAUGAAAGAGUCCGACUUGGAGAAGAUACUUCGUAAACGAGAAAAGCAAAAAGCGAAAGAUGAUUCCAAGCUGGAAAAACGUAGAUUGAAAGAAGAAAAGUUACGAAAAGUCGCCGAAGAAAGAGACAAGAAAAAACAAAAAUCCAAGCAGAAACCGGCACCAUCCAAACUAGCCGAUUUUAUUCAAUCUGAUAAAAAUUACGUUCCCAGUUUUAUGGAAAAGUGCGUGAGAUUUAUCGAAAGUGAAGGUUUAGAUUCGGAGGGAAUAUAUCGAGUUCCUGGCAAUAGAGCUCAUGUAGAUUUACUCUUUACCAAAUUCGAAGAAGAUACCAACGUCGAUAUUCGUGAUCUAGACAUUCCUGUUAACGCUGUAGCCACAGCACUAAAAGACUUCGUAAGCAAAAGACUCCCACCGCUGUUCGAACCCGAGGUUAUGACUGAAAUGGAAGAAAUUGCGGGAACUCGAUUAAAACCGAUGGUAACAACUUGCGGUAAUCUAGAGGUAAAGAAUGAUCGUAGCUGCAGAUUGCUGGCUUUGAGGAGUAUGCUCGACAAAUUGCCUCCUAUAAACUUUCAGAUAUUGAAAUUCAUCUUUCAGCAUUUCGUUAGAGUGACCGAGAAUUCCAAACUGAACAGUAUGGAUAGUAAGAACCUAGCAAUAUGUUGGUGGCCUACUUUAUUACCGAUAGAAUUUAGUGACAUGGGCAGAUUUGAGCAGAUGCGACCGUACUUGGAGGACAUCGUCCAGACGAUGAUCGAUCAAUAUCCGUUUUUGUUUUGUGGAAAGGAGGCUUUUGUAAUGGUUUAAAAGCUUAUAGAUAUAAAAACCACGCACAAUUCGCUAUCAUUUAGCCUCUGUUCGGUGUUUCGCCACCCAUUGUUGUUAAAUUGAGAGGCCUUUUAUGUUAAUUUAGGAGAAGAAUG